This is a messenger RNA of Colletotrichum fioriniae, 915 nucleotides long. Lineage: Eukaryota; Fungi; Ascomycota; Sordariomycetes; Glomerellales; Glomerellaceae. The record is from RefSeq and is a predicted model, not a curated record.
AUGUAUCUGAUGACCGCAGUGGCUGUUUCCUUGGCUACCACUGCUCUAGCAGGAAACCAGGGGGGACUUCUUGGGUUCAACUAUGGCGCCACGAACGACGAUGGGUCAUGCAGAGGCUAUGAUGAUUUCUUACGCUACUUCCAGAACGCGAAGACACUGGCUGGCUCGGAUGGUAGAAACUUCACUUCGGCUCGUCUUUAUACUUCCAUCCAGUGCAACAAUACACAUGACCCUAGCUCAACAUGGGCUGAAUCGACCUCAGCUUACAAGGCCGCCAUCGAAACCAAUACCAGCAUUCUUGUCGGUCUUUGGGCCAGCGGCGGUGUUCAAAUGUACGACAAUGAGCUAAGAUCCCUUACGGCCGCUUAUAUGCAGUAUGGUGAGGCUUUCGCCAACCUGGUCAUCGGCAUCUCCGUCGGCUCAGAAGAUUUGUACCGGCAUGCGAGCGGUCUGACCGGCAAAUAUGUCGGCAUGGGCGCCGACGCGAGUGUGAUUGUAGGGUACAUUGCGGACCUUCGAAAUUUGAUCAAGCAAAGCAUACCUCCCCUGACGAAUAAGCCCAUUGGCCACGUCGACACAUACACUGCGUGGAUUCUCCCCGAAAAUGCCGCCGUUGUGGAAGCCGUCGACUGGCUCGGCCACAACUCCUUUCCCUACUGGGAGUCUGACAAGAACAACACGAUUGACAACGCUCCAAGCCUAUUCACAUCUGCUCUAGACCAGACAAUGGAAGUUGCUGCCCAAAGUUCAAGUGUAUGUGGCAAGGAAAAGGAGGUGUGGGUCACCGAAACUGGAUGGCCGCAUGCAUCACUUAUCCAUGUCGACAAGGCCUUGGAUGCUAACUGCCUCCCCAAGCUGGUGAAUCUCAAGGCGCUGCCGUCGCCUCAGUUGAAAAUGCUUACUUCUAUUGGAUGA